Molecule: messenger RNA, 8011 nt
Organism: Xyrauchen texanus (razorback sucker)
Lineage: Eukaryota; Metazoa; Chordata; Actinopteri; Cypriniformes; Catostomidae
Gene: nsmfa
Product: NMDA receptor synaptonuclear signaling and neuronal migration factor a
Exons: 15
Coding region: 157-1989 (610 amino acids)
Biological process (GO): regulation of neuronal synaptic plasticity; positive regulation of neuron migration
Cellular component (GO): nucleus; cytoplasm
Source: RefSeq, a predicted model, not a curated record
GGCGUCCUCUGUCCUGCAUCACCUCCAGAUUGUGCAUUAAUAUAUAAACACUUUCAUGCAAAAACAGCCGGUUUCCAUCAUUUUUUCACGCGUUUUCUCCAAUGCUUUGACAUUUGGAAUGUGCUGUUUUCUUGCAAGCGCCGUUUCCAUGCCAGCAUGGGAACUGCAGUGUCCAAAAGGAAGAAUCUGAGAAAUGAUGCGAUUUCUUCGGUGGCAGCCAAAGUUAGAGCAGCUCGUGCAUUUGGAGAGUACUUUCACACUCACCCUGAGAACCGCAACGGAUCAGAUCACUUACUCUCUGACAACCUCGUUGGCCACGACUCUGACUCCCCAGACAGCCUGUGUGCUCAGAACAACAACCUCCACAGCUACACCCUCCAGAGCUCCACUGUCAACACCAAACCCAGCCUGAUUAACCCCACCCUGGGCCUUCUGGAACCUCCUCAUCCUACAACAUCCUCCAAGAGCCGCCUGUCCCUAGAACGCAGCUUCUCGACCGAAGAGGACAAGCAGAAGUGUGUAGAGUGUGCUUUGCAACCUGCUCGGGUCUACACCAUCACUGGAGAGAGCGGCAUGCUGGGAACCAGCCGGGGAAGCAAGGAGAACCUCGAACUUGAGGUCUUGAAAGGGGCGCGGGAGGUGUGUCACACCCAAGCACUCGCCCAACCCUCCACCUCCUCUAAUUCGUCGUCUCCAACCCAGCACCACCGCCACAAAGGAAGUGGAAGUGGCAACCAUCAUCAUGGCAACCACCAUCAAAGCAACACCAGCAGCAGUGGCGCAGGUGGAAGUGGCGGAAUCAACCACCACCAGCACAUCUCCAGUGUGGGAAGCGGACCAGGAAUGUCACAUCAUCACCAUGGAGAAGCUCAUCACCACCAUCACCUUUCCCAGCCACUACAAAGCUCUGUCAGUGCACACAAUAUUCGUGGCUGGGGCGAAGGCAAGGAAUGUGGCCUGGCGUGCGAGACCUGUCCUGGGACGCCGUCACGCAGCCAGGGAUCCCUGGAUCUGGAGAGCAGUAACCGAGAGGCAGGCAAGCAGCACCAGCCACCACUAGAGCAGAUGUGCAGUGUUGACCGGGUGACUGGGCUGGAGAGAGAUGACAACAAUUGGUUCCCUAAAGAGAACAUGUUCAGCUUUCAGACUGCUACCACAACCAUGCAGGCGAUUUCAAAUUUCCGAAAGCACUUAAGAAUGGUUGGCAGCAGAAGAAUGAAAGCACAAACAUUUGCAGAGCGCAGGGCGAAGAGUUUCAACCGAUCCUGGAGCGAUCCGACCCCUGUCAAACAAGAUUCUAUUCACGACUCAAAAGACAGUGGAGAGCUGCAGACCACCUGUUGCACUCCAGAUGAGGGUGGAUGUGAAGACCUGGACUGGGAGGAGGAGAGAGAAAUGGAGAGACUGGCAUGUGAUGGGGAUGACUUUAUACCCCCUAAAAUUAUGCUGAUAUCAUCUAAAGUCCCCAAAGCAGAGUAUGUCCCCAACAUCAUUCGAAGGAACGAUCCUUCUAUUAUACCUAUACUCUAUGAUCAUGAGCAUGCUACGUUUGACGAUAUUUUGGAGGAGAUUGAGAAGAGAUUGACGGCCUAUAGAAGAGGCUCCAAGAUCUGGCGCAUGCUGAUCUUCUGUCAGGGUGGCCCAGGGCACUUGUACCUGCUGAAAAACAAAGUAGCCACUUUUGCCAAGGUCGAGAAAGAGGAAGACAUGAGCCAGUUUUGGAAAAGACUAAGCCGGUUUAUGAGCAAAGUGAACCCAGAGCCAAACUUGAUUCACAUCAUGGGCUGCUACGUCCUGGGCAAUCCGAAUGGAGAAAAGCUGUUCCAGAAACUGAAGAACCUGAUGAGGCCUUAUUCUGUCACAUUUGAGUCACCGCUGGAACUCUCCGCUCAGGGCAAAGAGAUGAUUGAAAUGUACUUUGACUUUCGUCUGUUCCGACUUUGGAAAACUCGGCAGCACUCAAAACUCGACUAUGAAGAUCUGGUGUGACCCAGUGCAGAUCAGAGUGUAGCAUUGCGGGCAGGACGUCCCACUGUAAAACUCCAUUAAACCAGCUUUCAUUUCAGUGGACAGGAACAGGGGGAGGACAACGAGAGGAGACAAACAGCCAUUGCUGUGUCCCAACUAUUGUUUAUCAACUCUCUGUGCCAGAGUUAGACCACUUUCAAAUGGUAACACACAAGAGACGAAAACAAACGAAUACAACAGAUGGCAAAUGGACCAAAACAAAAGUGAAGACAAAAAAAAGAGGAUAUGUUGAUGUUUCUCUUCUAUAAAAGAGUGAAGUUGUUUCUUGUUGGAGAAUAUUGUUGUGUGUUGUUGUUGUCCACUUUUGCCAUUUUUUAAGUAACAUAUCACUCACAGUGAUCACAAGCUGUCGAUCACUAGCAAAGACCGUCAAGUUUACGAAAGAGUCAUCGUCCAAUAUCAGGUCGUCUUUUACAAAACUUAUCAGAAAACAUUGAAAUUGUCACGUAUGAAAUAUUAUAUUGGUAUGCAUACAGGAUAUACAUCUCAUGAGGAUAUAGAGUAGCUAUAGUCAUGCAAAUAAUCUAAAUGUCAACAGUACACAAUUUACUUUUUCAAUGAUUAUUGUUGUGGUCUUUUUAAUUAACUAUUUUGAAAAACUCAGGUUUUAGCCUUUAUGAAUAUAUUAAUUAUUCCCCUAACCAGAUGUUUUUGGAGGUUGUCACUCAACAUUUUGGAAAGAAUGUACAUUUAGCUGACAUGCAUAUAUGUGAUCAAUUUCUUGCAAUUUUCUUUUGGCUUACCUCGUGUCUCUUGCAUUAUAUGCCUUUCUUUGUCCCCCAUCGAAAACAUAGACCCAUAUUGUAACACGUAAUCGCACACAGUCCCAGAACACAGAAAUAGUGACUUCCAGUCAUAUAAUAAUAAAUAAACUGACCUCAAUAUAGCCACACAUCUGCGGAAGGUGCAUCUGAAGUAUUAGCAGUAACAUGGCAUUACAGGGAGAUAUUUCAAUAUGUUCAAAUAUGUAUCCUUUUGUUAGUCAACGUGUUCAUAACAGUUUGAGUGUUUUCACUCUUGGAUUUGCCCAAUUUCUUGGUCGGAACCUGUUAGAUAUGAGUUUGAUCUUAACUCCCUUCCCCUGAGCCCACAGGUAGCUUUUCACAUUGUAUUAUUUGGUGGUAAACCAUAGGAAAUGACUCAAGGAGAAGGCUUCAAAAAUGGAAAUUGUUGUUGAUGUAAUUUUUUUUACUCAUGCUUUGUCCAUUUGGUUUUAAAACCAAAACUUAACACGCACAAAAUGGCAUUUGCAUUCUGGGUUGCAAAAGAUACAUGAAAUGUGAGCUUUAUACUAGAAAAGAUAAUAAGUCAAUAAUAGUAGUUCACUUCUGCAAAAUAGACCAGACUGCUUUCAUACCAAUUCUGGACUCAGUGAACCAUACCUGAGACCACUAUUUUCAAGGGCAUUCCUCUUGCAUAAAUUCGAAAAUCAGCUUUCAUACUCUAACGUCAAAUGUAUUUGGUUCCUCACUUGAAGUUCUAGUAUAAAAAUACCCUUACUUUUCCAUAGGUAUCCAUUUCAUUUCAGGCCAUUGGUGUGGUGGGUCAUGAGCAGGCAUUAUUUUGAAGGUCACUUUUGCCUUAUGGGGCGUAAUGGUAUUUGAUGUCCAUACAAGGAUAAUAGAAUGAAGUGUUACAUUUUAUGACAGCAUGCAAGUGUAAACUCUAUGCAUUCCUCUUCUUCCAUUAGUAGCUUUUAAAGGAUUUGAGCAACUAGCAUUUUUUAUGUCUAUGGUUCUGAAUGUUAUAAUGUGCUCAGCUAAUAAGCCAUACACUCGUUAGCUACUGCAGCAAGCUGCUUAGACUGAGGGUGUCUUUGAUGUUGAUGACUUCAGACAUUCAUGAAGAAGCUGAACUUCAAUCUAGUUAAAUUAUAGAUUUUUUUAAUGUAUCUUGUUUUAUACACACCCAUGAUGCUAAUUGGCCAAUCCUUUGGUGUUGUUCGGGCAACAUUAAACUUUAUUGACAAAUUGGGGUCUUAGACCCACAAUUUAACUUGACCAGUCCAUUGAGUUCACGAGAUGUUAGUGGAAGAACGUAUCUUAUCCUAUGAGCAGCAUCCCAGAUAUUCUAAUUUCAAGCAUCAUAUUUGUGUACAAAAUUCUGAUAAACAUUCUGAUAAACAUCGGUUUGGUCUGUUCCUCACGCAAAGCUAUUUUAUGGCUUCAGAAGUCUUGGAAUAUAACCCACAAGUCUUUUAUGAUACUUUUGAAUCAUUUUUGGGCUUGACAGCAUUACUCAGUCCCUGCUCUUAAUGAAAUGGAAAAGAACAGGCAGGAUAAUCUUAAAAAAUGCUCUUUUUGUGUUCCAAGGAAGAUAAAAAGUCACAAGGGUUUGAAACUACAUGAGUGUAAAUAAAUGAUAAUAGAAUAACAAUUUUUGGUAGAACUGUUCCUUUCAAAUGAGAAGAUUCACGUCAAUUCUUAAUCAAAAAUGUUGCAAAAACAUCUGCUGAAUGUCGUUCUAACAUCCCAAAGGGAAGAUUUUAGCAAUCCAGAUGAACAUGGACACAUCAGCAUUUUUUAUUUGCAACAUACGUGCACUAUCAAGGUCAAUACUAGUCAUUUCAUGCCCCUAUAUACCCUCAUUUGAAGGGUACAAGAAGGUUAAAGAGUGAUUUUACUGUAUAUAGCAGACAUACUCAAAAGUAUAAUAUGGUUGUAAAGAAAUAGUCUUUGAAUAGUCUUUUUGACUGCAAGGUUCCCAUAACUGUGUGGUGCAUACUUGGAUUAAGUGUCCGUGAGGUCAAAUGAGUGUACAGCUAUCCACCUCUCUCCCUAAAGGGCUGCACCCCAGUCAGAAAAUAGGCUACAAAUUAAUUGGACUGAUCCUAGAGCAAUUUCAGUCAUUAUGGGGCCAUCUGUGAAUCACAGUAGGUGUCAGAGAGCCUGAUAUGUCAGAGGCAGACAGAGAGAGAGAGAGAGAGAGAGAGAGAGAGAGAGAGCAUUUAUAGAAAGAGAAUCCAUAUACUACAGAUGGCAGAAUCACACUAGCAGGAACAUUUGUUGGUGAGCGUGUAAGCGUGUUACCUUGGGACGUCCAAUAUGUACAGUAGGCAGAAAAUGGAGGCUAGUUAGACAGUUCAGUUCAUAUAUCAUUCAUUCAUUAUAACUUUAUCACUCAUAUUGCAUUUUAUAGCCUUUCAGUAAGAAGGGGAGUCAUGGAAUCAGUGUUUGUUUAUUUAUUUGCUUUUUAACUGGGUUCACCAAGUUAGCGUUUUAAAGCCCUUUGUCGAUGUAGCAGUAUAUGUACUGUAACUCCUUUCAUUAUUUAUAAUAUAAAUGUUAAUGUUUUGAUAUUUUUUCCUAUUUAUUAUAGAAUUUAUUUAUGCUAUUUAUUUUGUACUUGUUCCAAACAGAAUGGCUGUUGUGCAACAAACAGUUCUUGUGGGGCAAUUAAUUUCUCACAAUAAUGGAAGAAUCCCAUUUGGUGUCUUGUACACAAAGCUUUGGCAAGAGUCUGCCUUUAAAAAUUGGCCUUGAACAAACAAGAUGUCUCACUGAAGGACAGGUUGCUUGUACUUGAUGUAAACUGACAUGGCAGUAAUAAAACAUUAAUGCAAGAUCUAACUCCAGCCCAAAUCCCAAGUUUUCAUCAGUAAACAUAUUUGCUGGGAAAUUAUUCUAAACCAGCUUUUUCCCCUGACUUACAGGGUUCUUAAUUAAGAACUAUAUGGCUCUUUGAAUGGAACCUUAAUACAGUAUGUUGAAAUCAGCAUUUAAGAGUGUCAUUUUCAAAAGAAUUUAGCAUACUAUUAGCAUCCCACUGACAAAAAACAAUAGAAUUCCUAAUGGUUUACACUACAAUACCAUUACGAGUGUAGUGUGUUUUUGUGCCAUAUUCCCUUAGAAUUUAAUAUUUUGUAUUGGUUUCCAUUACGGAUAUGUAUUGGUCCCUAAUGGCAUCCACUAGACAUAACAUGCCACCAAUAGAAGCCAACACAUUACCAGUUGAGACCCACAGGGACAUUAUAUUUUCCAUUAAAACCAUUACAAUUCCCAUAACAGCCAUUAGAACCAUUAGAAUAUUGUGAGGUUUUCCUUCACAUUUAUAGGAGCAGGGCUGUAGAUUUUUUCGAUAAAUAAUUAAUUUAUUCAAAAAUACAAGGUAUUUUAGUCACAUUUUAGUAGCCUUUAUUAGACAUACAAUACAUACAAUAUUUAAACCAUUUGUGAUUGUUCAUUGCUCAUUAAUGACUUUUAAUGUUCACUACACUCGUAAAAUGUGUUUUAAUGGUUUAAUGGUUUUCUAAACUUGUUUAGUGAGUUUUAAUGGUUUGUGAGGGUUCCCUACACUCCUUAAUGAGUUUUAGUGGUUUGUGAGCAUUCACUUAACUCGUUAACAAGUUUUAGUGGUCCAUGAGCAUUCGCUUGACUCCUUAACUAAUUUUAGUGGUCUGUGAUCAUUCUACACUUGUUAAUGAUUUUGGUUCUCUGGGCAGUGAUGUACCAAAUACAUUUCUGGCAAAACUACACUCAUUUACCAGUUUUAAUGGUUUGUGAGCAUUCACUACACUCAUUAUCAUAUUUUAGUGGUUGGUUAGCAUUACACCCGUUAAUGAGUUUGAAUGGUUUGUGAGCUGUUUACUAUAUACACUUGUUAAAUUUGAGUGGUUCCUGAGGUUUCACUAUACUUGUUAACGAGUUUUAAAUGAGUGGUUCAGGAGAGUUCACUAUACUCGUUUUAAUGGUUUGUGAGUGCUCAAUACACUGGUGAACAAAUUAUAGUGGUUCAUGAGCAUACACUCUUUAAAGAGUUUGAGCAUUCCCUAUACCUGUUAAUGAGUUUUAAUGGUCCGUGAGCGUUUGCUAGAGUUUUAAUGGUUCGUAAGCGCUCACUACACUCGUUUACGAGUUUUAGUGGUUUGUGAGCAUUCGCUUCACUCAUUAACACAUUUUGGUGGUUUGUGAGCAGUCACUACACUCGUUAACGAGUUUGAAUGUUUCUAUGGGCAGUGAUGUAACAAAUUAAUUUCUAGCAAGGGCACAGUUAACGACUGGUCUAUGAGUUCAACCCGAGUUUUCUAUCAAAAUGCUUUGGUUCUUUACAAUACGGUUCUGUACGUUAACAUUAAUGCAUUAGGCUCAUGAGCUAACAAUAAACAAUAAUUUUUACUUUUAUUAAUAUUGGUUAAUAUUGAUUUGUAAAUAUAGCCUACUAUUUUUAAUAUUUAUGCAAUUAACUUUUAAUGUUAAAAUUGUAUUAGAACAUUUUGAAUUAACAUUAACCAAGACAAAUAAAUGCUGUAAAUGUAUUUUUUAUUGUUUGUUCAAAUUAACUUUUGUGUUAACUCAUGUUAACAUCUUCCUUAUUGUAAAAUGUUACCAAUGCCCUUUAGUAGCAUAAACACCAUGUACUCUCUCAAUGCAUUUUUCAUUCCAUUUUCCAGCACACCCUGCACAUCUGGUCAUGUUGUAGCCCUGUUCAUGUGUGCAGGAAGGCUAGCAUGAGUGUAGGUGCGCCAGAGCUCAUUAGCUUUAUGAGAGACUUGAUAGAUUGUUUGGUUUUCAGUGCAUAAUGUUUGGAGCACUCAGCCGGCCCUCUUCAUAUCAUAUGAGAUUGUGUUUUAUAAUUGAAGAGUAUGAAUAUUCAACAAAAAAUAUAUAUUCUUUAUAAUCUGUUAUUCAGUAACAAGUUGAAUGAAUGUUCUAUGAGCCACUUGAAAUAUGGAGUGUGUGUACCAUUUGGAAUCAUUUCAGACACUCCCAUGAAUAACGAUGACAUGUUAUUGUUUUUUAUGAAGUAGGUAUUGUAGAUAUGAAUUACAUAACAGAUAUACUCUAUCUGGUGUUAAUUAUGUAAUCUGCAGAUUUGUGUCUUGUGCAUUUCAUGGUGUAUCUGAAUAAUUGUGUUGGGGAUUAAACUCAUGUUACGUAUGCAGUCUCUGGAACAGAUGCAUCUUAAAUAUGAGAUAUUCCAACAUGCUGGCACUGGAAGGGUGCAAAGUGUUUCUAAUGCUUUUCUUUUCUAAUAAAACCUUGUU